UCCUAAAUCUAACAUGGUGGCUGUGAAAUCAGCAAGAAAAACUGAAAAACUUAAAGUUUGAAGAUAAAUCAUAGUAAAGUGUGGGGGUAAAAUGGGCGAUCGUGAUAUAUUUAUGUCCACAGAAAGUGUUUGGACCCAGCUGCCGUUUCAAAUCCUAAUUGACAUCUUUAAGAACCUGAGCAACCGGGACAAGUUUAAUGCGGCCAUGACGUGUAAAGCGUGGGUUCCAAUCUUAGACGUACCUGCCUUGUUUACCACUGGACAUUUUCUGUUCCCGUUGGAUGACGACAAGAGGGCGCUGUUGUUUGCAAGGACACGAGGAAAAUGGCUACGUCACGUCUACGCUGAUUGUUCACAGAAACUCGAUGACACACCACAAAGUGGCCCCAGUACACCCCCGGGGACAGAGGUUGUGAACGAGUUUGUGGCCAGUCUGCUUCAGGGUAGAUGCAUCAAACUUAGAACGAUCUCCCUGAAAAAUAUCGCGUACCCCAAGCACUACUAUGACAGGGUUGAUUACCCCACCAGGCCCGAGCCAGACCUGGUCAACCUCAUAAUCUCCCUCCUGGGAGAGCAACAGGAGUUACAGGAACUGGAUCUGACCAAUGCCUGGCUACGCUAUGAUGAAGGCUGCCAUCUCUUGGAAGAGGCCAGCUCAACCUGCGCGAGAACUCUCCGCAAACUUGCCGUGGAUAGGUUUGUGGCAGUAAUCUACAGCAACUCGGAUUUAAGUGAAUUUUAUUCCGCUCUCUUUUCGUUUAAAAAUUUGACGGAGCUUGAACUCGGCUAUAUCUGUCUGAGUUGCGAGUUCUUGUAUGAUCUCAGUAGGGCGUCAAUCGGCGGCCUGCCACUGCGAGUGUUAAAGGUUCGGGCCACAUACACAGCUAAUGUCGUGAGCAUGACCUCGUCAGGGGCAUGGAAGCAGAUCACAGCCCACAUCCCAGAUCUAAAAGUGAUUUUUUUUAUCAAAUCUAAAAGUCGCUCCGAGGAGUCAUACAAAGACACCAUACCCAUGAUUGUUUUGACGCGAUCGAUGCCCCUGCACGCGUUACACUGGGAUUCGGGACUCCUUGUCGCUGUCAAGAACAUAAUCAAAUGCUUCGAAUACAUCGCCAGUAACUUUAAGACCACGCUCCAUCACCUCGAACUGACAUCAGAAGUUCGCCUAGACAAAGAAGCUAUUGGAGAACUUUUCCAAAAAUUACAGGCGAGUGAGAGGCUCAAGUCGUUUGCUCUAGACUUGCCCUGUGAUUUAAAGACCGACCAACAGGAAUACAAAAAUGCUAUCUCAGAGGCCGUAGAGAACCACAGAGCAACAUAUGCGGUUACCUUAAACGGUCAGAAAUUAUCUGGAGCGAGGUAAACUGUCAUUCGAUUGCAGUCACAGUUUUGAGGUUUUAGGAGGCAUUGACGCAUUCAAAGAGACAUCAGCAUGUAAAUAAUAAAUACGGAUAGUAAAAAUACCUUAAACAAAAUAAA
Messenger RNA from Physella acuta, 1479 nucleotides. Its product is annotated as F-box only protein 39-like. Gene Ontology annotation, molecular function: protein binding. Lineage: Eukaryota; Metazoa; Mollusca; Gastropoda; Physidae. The record is from RefSeq and is a predicted model, not a curated record.